This is a messenger RNA of Amphiprion ocellaris (clown anemonefish), 1242 nucleotides long. RefSeq names its product inactive phospholipase C-like protein 2. The transcript is spliced from 2 exons. The record is from RefSeq and is a predicted model, not a curated record. Bases 2 to 313 code for a protein of 103 amino acids. NCBI's taxonomy places the organism in Eukaryota, Metazoa, Chordata, Actinopteri, Pomacentridae.
CAUGUGUUUUGUCUCCGUAGCCAUGGAGUUUCAUGAAAAACUGCAAAGCCUGGCAACGAAGGAGGGGCUGAAAGGUUGCAAGGUCAGCCGAGCGCUGGAGAGUUUCAGCUGGAACAUCACCAUCCUUAAGGGCCAGGCCGACCUGCUGAAACACGCCAAGGCAGAAGUCCAGGAGAACAUGAAGCAGGUACACGAUGCUGCACUGACUGGAAACCUCUCCAAGGAGGGUGUAGGAUUGAGAAGAGUCCGCUCCCAAACACGACGAGGCCCGGAUGACAAACCCACCGUGAGUGCUAGAGGUCCCUCUGCGUAACGAGAACACGACCUAGCAAAUGGGAGAGGACACAGGAGAUGAUGAAUGUAAAAGUCAAUGCAGCCACCUGUCGCUGAACACUGUAGAGCUGCAGAAGUCAAUGCACUGCUGGGAGGAGAUGUAAGAAAUGUGAUGUCAGGAAGAUGAAUGUAGUCAGAUUUGAAGCCAAGGUUCAGCUGUUUGUACUGUAUUAAACUGUAAAUACACCAAAAUGUUCAUUUCCUAUGUGCAAUGUUUUGAGGUGUGUCAUGAAGAGGAAGGAAAAACUGCAAUUUUUCAAGCUAAAUCUCAGCCAAAACCUUUUGGACGAUUGCCAUCUUAACAUGCUGGUGGCUUUUACUUCACAACAAUUGCUAAAUUAGAGUGGGUUCCAGGACUUUUUGUCUCCGAAUUAAAAGAAACACACCUUGUCAAUCAAUCUAUGGAUGUUUAAGGUCUUCUACCAUUAUUUCGUGGACCAGUGCAGCCUCUAUGUCUCUCGCCGGCUUAUUUCUAUUAAGCAUCUUCUGGUCCCGGAUUGCUGCUCUGCAUCCAGUCAACGUGAGGUCCUUUGUCUUGCUACAAAAUCCUCCACUUCACCCUUUAAAUAUUGUCUUACAAACAGUAUUCUAUAUUUUUGUAUUUUCCUGAAACCCCUGUGCUAAUUCAGCCACUCUAACCUGCCAUAGAAAUCAACUCCACAAGUGUAAACGUCUGCCUCUAGGGAACUUACACUGUUACGUUGAAAGUGCUUACUCCGUGUGCAAAACACUGUACAGUAUUUUAAUAUAUAAUUCUAUCCUUUUGCUGUAAGGAGUAUUUUACAUAAGUUAUUGAUGCUGAGUGAAAACAUUCCAGGUACAUAAUACUGGUGCAGUAGAUGAUGCUUGAGCAGCUGUGUAGAAGGUUCCUCAACAGUCAGGAUGGAAAUAAACUAGUUUUUAAAUGAC